Molecule: messenger RNA, 3888 nt
Organism: Pararge aegeria (speckled wood butterfly)
Lineage: Eukaryota; Metazoa; Arthropoda; Insecta; Lepidoptera; Nymphalidae
Gene: Tbc1d8-9
Product: TBC1 domain family member 9
Exons: 19
Coding region: 133-3510 (1125 amino acids)
Source: RefSeq, a predicted model, not a curated record
UUGGUCGAUCACUGCCCAAUACGUUUUAAUGUUUAUUUCAUGUUUCUUAAAAUUCCGUGACGAUGAGACGUGAUUAAGUAAGCCAGCUAUGUGUAGCUAUGUUACAUAUUAGUCUGUUUACUAACAUUUAAAAUGUGGGUGAAACCUCAAGAAGUAUUUCUGAAGACCCCUUUGUGGGAUAGUGACGAAACGACGUUGUAUUUCGUUCUUCAAAGGCGGAAAGGACAUGGAAAAUCGAAAGGUCUUUCGUCGUUACUUGUGGGUACAUUGGAUAGCGUACGUGAUACCAAACCAGCGCCUUACCGGAUUUUGCAUCAGACACCAAAUUCCGAAAUAUACUAUGUGAUAGCAACAGCGCUAACUGAGCAAGAGAUCCGUCAGGACUGGCAAUGGCUAUUUGAAAAUGUGAGUCCUACAUUACACUCUUUUGACACUGAGGAGGAGAUAACAGAAUUUGUCUGCUGUAAGAUCAACUCUAUAAUUGCUACAGAACAAGAAAAUUUAACUGAAGAUGAAGACACAUAUAAAAAUGUUGACUACGAUUUUCAUCAGCGAUUUUCAAUGCCAAAAGAUGAAAAGUUGGUGUGCUAUUAUUCAUGCAGUUACUGGAAAGGCAAAAUGCCUCGUCAGGGUUGGAUGUACCUUUCCGUCCACUAUAUGUGUUUCUACUCCUACAUAUUUGGGCGCAAAACCGCCAUAAAGAUCCGAUGGGCUGAUGUUACCGAACUAGCAAAAAGCAACAGCCUUCUGUUCCCGGAUUCAAUAAAAAUUGUGACAAGGGAUGGAGAGCAUUAUUUCACUAUGUUCCUGAAGAAGAAUGAGACUUUCGCUCUUAUGCAACAGCUUGCCAACAUUGCAAUGAAAGAGUUAAUCGACGACAAAUCUGGCACAUUCAACAUAGACAAAGACCUACUAACAAAACUAAGCAAGAAUGUCCAAAAGAAGCCAUCCUUCCUUAAAAGAGAUUUGGAUGCUAGAAAACAAUCUAAUUUAUACACGCUCAGAUUUCGCUUGCCCCACUCUGAGAAACUCGAUGGAACUGAAGAAUGUACUUUAUGGACGCCGUAUAAUAAGAAACAUAACUGGGGAAGGCUUUACUUGUCACAGAAUUUCAUCUGUUUCGAUAGUCGCGUCUCGCAUCUUGUACGUUUAACGAUACCGCUCCGUAACGUUUAUCAAGUGGAGCGGGCGGAUUCUGGGGGCACGGGCAGUUCGGUGGACUCCGGCAGUAUCCUGAUCACAACGGCACAUCACACCAGCUUCUUGUUCGGGAAUAUAUCCGAUCGGGACUUUCUCUGCUACAAGAUAUCCGAGCUGUUGGCGAAGCUACCAAAUGAUGUGUACAGGGAGAAGUCGUCGAAGGCACUGAACCGGCCCGAGGAAGGGGAGUGGACCCCUCAGCCGCCACUUAUGACCUUGUUCAAGACGCACCAAACAUCGUCCAUAAGGCAGAUACAACAAAAGAAGGAAAAGCAAUGGGAAGACCAUAUGGCCGAAGUGGGUCGAGGUGUAAGCAUGUACAGAACAACUGAAGGAAGUGAACUGGUCGUUAACGGCAUUCCGGAAUGCCUUCGGGGCGAACUUUGGGGUGUUUUCUCAGGAUCUAUACUCCAAAAAGCUCAGAACAAAGGGUUGUAUGAGAAAUUAGUAAAUGACGCAUUGUCCUCGAAGAACCAAGCAAACGACGAAAUUGAGAGGGACCUGCACCGAUCACUGCCGGAACAUCCCGCCUUUCAGAAUGAUGUUGGUAUAUCGGCUCUACGCCGAGCCCUUUGCGCGUACGCUCUGAAGAAUCCCACAAUCGGUUACUGCCAAGCGAUGAACAUAGUUGCUUCAGUGUUGCUGAUAUACUGCCCCGAGGAACAAGCUUUUUGGUUGUUAGCAACUAUUUGUGAAACAUUGCUCCCGGAUUAUUAUAACACCAGGGUCGUUGGUGCUUUGGUUGAUCAGGGAGUUUUAGACGAGCUGACUAAAACUCAUUUGCCAGAACUACACGCCAAGUUGGACGAACUUGGCAUAAUGAAAAUGAUCUCAUUAUCCUGGUUCCUUACGCUCUUCAUAAGCGUAAUGCCUUACGAGUGCGCUGUGAAUGUUAUGGAUUGCUUUUUUUAUGAUGGCGCCAAGGUCAUUUUUCAGGUGACCUUGACAAUUUUGGAUAUAAAUCGUGAGGUAUUACUGAACUGUGCGGAGGAUGGACAGGCGAUGCAAGUGUUGAACGAUUACCUCGCUGGCAUUUAUAACGACGAGGCAAUGGCUUUGUCGACAGAACCGAGGACUGCGGAUAAGACGAUAAAAAUCCAAGAGCUAGUGUACCAAUCUUACCGUUCGUACGGCGGUACCGUCAGUAGCGAGUGCAUUGAACACUUACGAUUGAAGCAUCGACUACGCGUUGUUCGACAGUUGGAAGACAGCCUCGAGAAGAAUACGCUGCGCGCUUUACAGCAGGAUAAACUUUUGGAUGCUAACGAAUUGCAGGAACUAUUGAGCAUAAUUCGCGAGGAACUUUUCUGGGCUAAACGCGUGCCGUGCGAGCGCCUGGAAGCGCCCUACGAAGCAUAUCGACUCGACUACGGGCAAUUUAAGACAUUGUUCUCGGCUUUAUCACCAUGGGCGAAAGGGGAUUAUGCUGAUGCGAUUACUACUAGGAUGUUUAAGCUGAUGGACCACGACGAUGACGGGCUAGUCAGCGCUCGGGGCCUGAGCGUGGCAGUGGGGCUGAGCACGAGAGCGGAUGCUCAGCGGAGACUGAGGGCGCUCUACUGUGCGCACGCGCCGCCACUGCUUUCUCCAAUAGAGCUCCGACCCACUCACUUCACCGAAACUGGAGAAGAGCUGGCCACUGAUGCAAUCACCUUUUUUGAUAGUAUAGAAAAUCCGUCCACACCUGAACCAAAUAUGCAGCGGUCGAUAAGCGUAGUUUGCGGGGACGGAGGUCACAUGGACAAAUCCUCUGACAGCGCUUAUAGCCAAUGUCAAUCCUGGCAACCGGCGGAUUGCGUGCGAGCUUGUGCGUUGGCUGGUAUGCCCUCCCCGGCCGCUUCCACUCCGGGGACUCCCCCACCGCCCCGGUCUGCGCCGCCAUUGCCGCGCCCGCACUUUUUGCGGUUGCUCGCCGCACUACACGAUCUGACGCAACACUCGACACCGUUGUACGAAGCCGUCGCGAGAGCAGGCACAUUACUUCUGCAAUUAGGUGAACUGAAUCAAAGGCCUGCUAUGGAUCGUGAGAUUUCUCAAGACAGUCUAUUUUUGGCUGCCGCAGCCCAACCGAUGCCUGAGAUCGACCCAAACGGCAACCCAACUGAACCAAGCCAAGAACAAGGGACACCGCCGUCUCCUUCAAAGGAAAACGACCCACCAGAGGAGGGCGUGUGGUCGAUAACUCUAGAACAAUUCCUAGCUACCAUGCUUACUGAGCCAUUGUUAGAAGAUUACUUCAACAAGCAAUUUCCAUUAACGUACUCGUUGGAAGCCCUAAGACAAAGAGAUCGACUACAGUCUGUUUCAUAGCUCAAGAUAAACUUGAUUUCUUUAGACCUAAGCGAUAUUCAUUAUAUAUAAAGAGUAAUUUGACAAUAGGAGUACAACUUCAACUAUGUACUUAGGAGUUGUGAAUGAUCCAAAUAAAUUAAGCGUAUAGUCCAACCCUUUUAAUGAGCAGCUUCGCAUAUCAGAUGACGUGUAAACUUGGUACGAGCAGCAAUUUAAUUUAGAUCAAAAAUUAUUAUUGUAAAAAAAAAACAUUGUUCCAACUGUAAAGAUCAUCACAGAAUUGGUAAGAGUGAUAUACUUAAUCGGAGAUAAGGGUAAAAAGGAGACUCCAUCGAGCGACGGAGUCUUCUUCACCCGACCUAGUUCCGAUAGGUACAUUUUCUAUGACUUUUUUGU